Messenger RNA from Cyphellophora attinorum, 1374 nucleotides. RefSeq lists its product as uncharacterized. The record is from RefSeq and is a predicted model, not a curated record. Lineage: Eukaryota; Fungi; Ascomycota; Eurotiomycetes; Chaetothyriales; Cyphellophoraceae. The coding region runs from base 1 to 1374 and encodes 457 amino acids. The transcript has a single exon.
AUGAUUACAGGCUUCGCGGAUCUGCCACAGGAGGUCAAGGAUAAGAUCUACGACUUCCUUUUCGCUGAUAUACGCGUGUCGCCUUUUAUCGCAAGUUCAGAUGAAGCGUACGACCGCGAGCGCUUUUCAACAUCCCGCCUGGGCAUGUUGUUGCUCUCUCGGUCCCAACAACCAUUCGUAUAUGCAUCACUUUGGGGAAAAGCAACCUUGUGGCUUGGAGACGAGCUUCAUCUGACAGCUUUCGCCAUUAGAGAUCGUCCACUCACUUCGAUACGUCAUGUUGUGUUGGACGUGGGCAUUUGCCUACGCCCGCCGAUGGUGCUGAUGAGCAAGGCGUUACGUUUGUUACAGAACUGCGAAUCAAUUGCUCUCAAAAUCCCUGUGGAGGGUCUCAGGACCCCGGCGGAGCACAGACGAGCCAUCCAAUUCGAGAGCUGGGAGGUUUUCUCGGAAUGCAUCGAGAAUAAGCAAGACCCUCGCACUACCGAGCUCAUUACGCCUCUCCUUAACCGAGUUGUUGGCUCCGACAGGGCUACCACCCGGACCUUUUCCUUCUGGAUCAUGGAUUUGCUUCACCAAUCCAUGAACAAAUGGAUUGAUAGCCCGCCCACAGUCUCGAUACAAUUUUUUGUGUAUUGUGGAACUGGAGAGACGUAUGACAAUGGUGUACCCGCGGCAGAACGGAUUGAUGUCAUGUUUUCGUCGAGCACAUGGACAGUAAGUGGCACCUACAAGGGCACAUCAUUUGAUGUCCCUCAGAUUUCACUCGAGCAGUUCCGCAAACGCAGACUCAUUCCACCCACAAAACUUGUAAAUCAAACGAACAUACUAAAAGAUCAUGCUGAGUACGAGAAGCCCGUCUGGAGCAGCAUCGAUAAGUACUAUUCGGAUGUGAAAGUGAGCACUGAAAUGGUGGCUGAUCUGUACCACCUGCUGGAUGUCAGUGACAUGUUCACGAAUGGCUUCGAUGAACUUCGCGCCAAUGACGGCCUAUGGGGCUGUCAAGGCAUUCACUGUGCCUGGAAAGUCGGAGUGAUACUCCUCGACCGAAAACGUUUUUCGUAUGAGAAGGCUGUAAGUUCGCAAAACGCCAGCAAAGACAUUCAAUGGGACAUCUGGCGCCGAAUCUUAGGCGCAGAAGACAAAAACGUAUUGAGCCGCCCGUGGAGAGAUGCAUAUGAUGUAUGCUCGCAGGUGUCGUCUGCCAUGCUAUGCAACCUCGACCACGAUGAAAAGUCGUUAGCAGAAGUGCGCGAGCUGUUGCACGAGACCGGUUCAUUGAACUACCAGCGGCAGAGAGCCUUCUUCUCCCGUCUGUUUGAUCCAAAGAAGCCGUGGAUGUACAGCAGGAAACCUGACAACGACCGGAUCUAG